GAGAUCUGGCAUCACACUCUGAUAUUCCUGGGGGUUCUCACAGCCAGGAUAUCAUCUGAUCCUGUCCCUGGGUGCUGACACCAUCAGAGACCAAACAGCCCUGGUUUCCUGAGAAACCUAGAACAUGGAGGUUGGACAUGGAAGUGAGGUCACAGAAGGGUCGAGUGGACAGAAGGAGGGGUUGGGGCACUGAGGACUGUACAGGGUUUUCCUAACAUCCAGCCAGCCCCUGCAAACACAAAACAGGGUUCUCCUGCUUGUAAGCAAUAUAAAUCAGGAACAUCAACCUUACAAAUAUAGCACCAUUCCUCUUGGAGGCUUUUAAAUUGCAGCUAAACAGCUGUGCUUUGUACGUAUGAAUGAGAAGAAAUGGUAGGGCCUAAGACGUGGCUGUAAACUCCUCAUUGAGGGAAGAGAAGAAGCAAAUAAACCUGCAGCUCGUUGGUAGUGACAAGAAAACAGCCAUGGACAAGGACUCUGAGAAGGACACAGAUCCAAGUGAAGAGAAGUCAGAUAUCAGUAAGCCUCUGGAGUCUCCGCCAUCUGAUGCCUCAGCAGAGAAGGCCACACAAGGCUCUGACACUGACCUAGAAGUUGAAGAUCCUGGGAAAGCCUUUGCAGGUGUUAUGGGUGCAGAGCUGUACCUGGAAGCAUGCAGGCUGAUGGAGGUGGUGCCUGUCUCAAACUUUGCUCAGAACUUGGCCAAGCCUUAUGUAAACCUGAACCACCAUGGUCUAGGACCCAAAGGUGUCAAAGCCAUUGCUAUUGCUCUAGUGUCCAAUGCAACUGUCACCCACUUAGAGCUGGAAGAUAACCACAUUCUGGCAGAAGGAGCCAUAUGCAUAGCAGAGAUGUUACGAGAGAAUUGCUCUCUUCGAGAACUGAACAUUUCCAAUAACCACCUAGACACAGAAGGGGCUGAAGCCAUUGCUGGUUUGCUUUUGGAAAACGCAUCCUAUCUCCAUACGCUUCACCUCUCAGGAAACAACUUUGGAGAGGAGGCUGCAUCAUGCCUUUCUGACGCAUUAGUGAGCAAUUACCAAGUGAAGAAGCUGGACCUCAGCCACAAUGAGUUCUCUGAGAAGGCAGGACAGCUCCUAGGACAGAUGCUCGCUGUCAAUACAACACUGGAGAUUCUGAACCUGAGCUGGAACCACCUGAGAAGGAAGGGGACAGUUGCAUUUGGCAUAGGUCUCAAGGGCAAUGCUGCACUGAAAAUACUCAACCUGUCUUGGAACAGCAUUGGGAAUGAGGGAGCACAGGCCCUAGCAGAAGCUCUCAAAGUUAACAAUGUGCUGAUUCACCUGGACAUCAGCAACAACCAGAUCAGCAAUGAGGGAGCCAAGAAGAUCUGCAAAGGCCUUGAAGUCAAUGGAACACUCAAAGUCCUGAAGAUGGCCAAUAAUCUCUUGACCGUGGAAGGUGCCACUGCGCUAGUGGGAUCUGUCAGGAAGAACCCUAGUUCCAUGAUGGAAGAGAUCAACAUCUCAAACGUCCUAGUGAAUGAAACUUUCCUCAAGUUGCUGGAGUUAGUGUGUCAAACACGUCCUGAACUAGAUGUCAUCUACGGUGAAGUUGAAGGGUGCAUCUCCAAAAUCCCCAAGCAGCAUCCAAAUCCUAUGAAAGUGAUUCAGAAAUAUUUGAAUGAGCACAACCUACGGCUCUGGGACUUUUUUAGGAAAAUUGACAAGGAUGGAAACAUGAAGAUCCCCGUGGCAGCCUUUCGGAGAGCCAUGAUGCAGCAAUCAAACAUCCAAUUGGAUCGAGUCCAAAUUGCGGAACUAGUGCGAAAACUAGACCAGAAUCAGACAGGGAUUGUAGACUACAGUCACCUGAAAGAGCAGAAGCCAGCACAGAAACCUGUGAAAGAGGAAAUGAAGGAGAAAGAGAUGUAAAAGUGAAGUGAGAAGGCAGGUCAGCCAGUGAAAUAUAGUAGGAGAAACACUGGAAGAAAGUUCAGAGCGGCCCCGGGCUUGGGGGGGAUCUGAGAGAAUUCAAGUUAUCGAAUGUAGAAAUAAAGCUGAUGUUCCCCUGCAAGGUAAGUCUGGUCAUUUCGGUCAAGAGCUGGAGCCAGUGACCAGAUCUAUCUCAUGACUACUCACUAGUCUAUAGACUUGUAUUGUACUCUCCAUCCUCCCUCACCUCCCCACCAUUUUUCUUUCUUCCAAGCUGAAACAUGCCAGCUAUUC
Molecule: messenger RNA, 2189 nt
Organism: Numida meleagris (helmeted guineafowl)
Lineage: Eukaryota; Metazoa; Chordata; Aves; Galliformes; Numididae
Gene: LRRC74A
Product: leucine rich repeat containing 74A
Exons: 14
Coding region: 465-1895 (476 amino acids)
Molecular function (GO): calcium ion binding; protein binding
Source: RefSeq, a predicted model, not a curated record